CGUACUAAAAAUCUCCCACCUCAUUUUGGUGGCGACAAACGAAAAUCGUAUUAAAAAUCUAAAAGGCGUACAAAUUUCUUAUAUGUAUACGCGAUAUUUGGACCCAUUAUGAUUGGGCUGCGUAAAGCGAAGCCUGCGCUAGAAACCUCUGCGUCUUUCACCGACUCUAUCGUCGCCGGUUGAAAUUAAUCGGCUUCCUCUCUCUCUCUCUCUCUCUCUCUGCUGAAUUGAACAAUGGUGAGGCGAAGGCAAAGACUUGCGCGGAAGCGAUACAAGGAAGCUCACCCGGAGCAGUUUCCAAAACCAGAACCAACGCCGCCAAAGGAUCCCGACAAGAAGAAGAAGAAGAGCUUGUUCAAGAAAAAGAAACCUGGUCCCAUGAGAAAAGGCUCCUCCACGAGGCAUCCUCUCCGAGUUCCUGGUAUGAAACCUGGCGAAGGCUGUUAUAUCUGCAAGUCCAAAACCCAUAUUGCUAAGCUCUGUCCUGAAAAAUCUGAGUGGGAGAGAAAUAAGGUUUGCUUUGCUCUCUUCUUGAUUGUUAUCUUUGGGCAUAGUCUUAAGAACUGUCCGGACAAGAACGAUGAUAGUAGCUUCGAGAAGAAGUUGUGUUACAACUGUGUAGAUACUGCCCAUUCACUUUCUCAUUGUCCUCAACCUUUGGAAGAUGGAGGGACGAAGUUUGCAAGUUGUUUCAUAUGCAAAGAACACGGGCAUAUAAGCAAGAACUGUCCUCAAAACAAGCAUGGAGUCUACCCAAUGGGCGGUUGUUGCAUAGGGUGUGGGAGUGUGGCGCAUCUCGUCAAAGACUGCCCCGAUAAACUCAACAGAGAUUCAGCUCCAACAAAGAGCUCAAGAUUCGAUGCUACACCAAGAGGGAAACUCACCAAGUUCAGUGGGGAUGAUCUUGAGGACGAUUUCUAUGAAGAGCCUAAAAGUAGCAAGAAGAUCAAGACUUCUGAUGAUGUUAUUACACCUGAUAAUUUAGAUGAGAAGAGCAUCCUUAAAAAGAAACCAAAGAUUGUCAAUUUCUUUGGAUGAUCACAAAUCAGCUAAAAGGGCUGUCAGUUUUGUAGGAAAGAUCUAUUUUUUUUGUUCUCUAUCUGCCUGCCUCUUACAGUCAUGUAAUGACAAAUUGAUUGCUAUUUAAAAGGUUCAGAACAA
This is a messenger RNA of Brassica napus (rape), 1161 nucleotides long. RefSeq lists its product as uncharacterized. NCBI's taxonomy places the organism in Eukaryota, Viridiplantae, Streptophyta, Magnoliopsida, Brassicales, Brassicaceae. The coding region runs from base 235 to 1038 and encodes 267 amino acids. The record is from RefSeq and is a predicted model, not a curated record. Gene Ontology annotation, molecular function: zinc ion binding; nucleic acid binding. The transcript is spliced from 5 exons.